GGCCGGGAUGAAAGAGGAUCCGAAGUUGUUAUAAACAGGCUCCACCAGGGUGCACAGUCGUGCGAGGAGCUGAUGAGAUUUUACAAGGAGCGUAUUGCGCUGGAAGAGGAGUACUCUCGUCGUCUGGAAGCCAUAUCGAGAAGAAGCAUAGGGACGUACGAAACCGGCAAUCUUAGAGAGGCCUUCGAGACACUGCGUGGUGAGACAGAGCAGAUGGCCAAGUCACAUUCUAACCAGGCUAAGAAACUUCAAAACGAUUCGCUCAAGACUUUGUCGUCCUUCUCUUCGACUUUUGUCGCCAAUCGUCAACCCGUUGAGCACUCUGUAGAAAAGAUAAGAAAGAGUAAGCAGGCUAUGAACAGUACUGUGUUGAGAUUGAAAGAGAGAUACCAAGCAGAGACUACAAAGCUCAAUACACUUAUUGCACAGGAGUCACUCUUACUGGGAAGGGAACAAGACAAAAACAGACAAAAGAUCCAUCUGCAACAGGAGUUGGUGUCUGAGGUUAGACAGGAGUACCAAAUAUCAGUAAAGAAGUUACAAGAGCUACAAGCCACUUGGAUUGAUGAGUGGAGGCUCUCGAGUGCAAAACUUCAGGAGAUGGAGGUUUCACGUAUUGACUUUCUUCUCGCAAACAUCUGGGAAUACACUAACAGUGUAUCCUCUUCUUGUGUUAAUGAUGAUGCCGCUUGUGAAACAGUUAGAAAGAGCCUGGAGCAGUGCAACGCACAACAGGAGAUCGAUCUCUUUGUUCAAAAGUUUGGCACAGGGAGAGAGAUCUAUACGACGGAACCAUUUGUGGACUACCUCAAUGGUGAAUCAGAUGGUCAGUUCAGACCAAGGGUUGUAAACACAUUGUCCUCUGAGACAAGGUCCAGUUCUGAUAAAACCCUUCUACAGCCUCAAACUGCUCCUCCACUAAUAUCCAAAAAGGAUACUGAUGUCAUCAUGGCUCCAAGCAACGAAGACCCGUUACGUGCAACUUUAGAGGACCUCAAGCAUGGUGGUAAUGGUGAUAUGCACAGGCUCAAGGAGAUGUUGAACGACACAGAUCCAAGUCAGAGACGCUCUAGAAUGAGUGAAGUCCCAGAUUUCAGAUCAUCAGGAUCCAGUCAGACAACGACGGGAACAACAAGGAUACUCACGAGACCAAAAUCUAUGAUUGAAGACCUUGAACAAUACCAACAACAAGAAGCUCAGAAAAGAAACGCAAAACGGUCAUCCUUCCAUUCUGGUAUAAGGUCUCAAAGUAGAUCUAGCAUUAAUAUUCCAGCUAAGUUGAGCAACAAUGGCUUACCAAUGGUUACAAGGAACGGCAAGAGAGUUCUGAAACAUGCAAAAGCAUUGUUCGACUUCUCAGCAACGAUUGAUGGUGAGCUAACUUUCAAGGAAGGUGAUGUAUUGUCUGUUCUUCAUAUGCAAGAAGACGGCUGGUGGGAGUGUGAACGUAUCGCAAACGGUGCUGUCGGAUUGGCACCAUACAAUUACCUUGAAACGAUAUGA
Molecule: messenger RNA, 1503 nt
Organism: Williopsis jadinii
Lineage: Eukaryota; Fungi; Ascomycota; Saccharomycetes; Phaffomycetales; Wickerhamomycetaceae
Gene: HOF1
Product: formin-binding protein HOF1
Exons: 2
Biological process (GO): cytoskeleton organization
Cellular component (GO): plasma membrane; cytoplasm; mitotic actomyosin contractile ring, proximal layer
Molecular function (GO): protein binding; phospholipid binding
Source: RefSeq, a predicted model, not a curated record